UCCUAGAACUUACCACCAGGAUCACUGAGCUGCUGAGCGGAGAGGUUCCUAUAAGGUGUCAGGAUGUCACUGUCUAUUUCUCCAUGGAGGAGUGGGAGUAUUUAGAAGAACACAAGGGUCUGUACAAGGAUCUCAUGAUGGAGAACCACCAGUCCCUCACAUCACCGGAUGGAUCCAGUCAGAGAAAUCCACCUGAGAGAUGUCCCAGUCCUCUGUAUUUCCAGGACUGUCCAGAGGAGAAACCAAAUAUCCCACUGGAUCAUCAGGAAAUAUCUGGUGAAACGACGAGUGGACUUGAAAAACCCAUAUCCGUGUCUGUGAAUGGUAAGGAUGAGAUGGGAGACUCUAAUGGACAUCUAUUAUUGAAAGAAGAACAAGAUAAUAAUGUCACACAAGCUAAUUCGGUAACACCUAAUGUGGCCCAUUAUAGUAGAGAUCUAUCCACCAAUAAUGCUGGUCUCAAGAAACUUUGGUCUAAUCAAUUACUGAUUGACAAUACAAGAACAGAACAUGGAAAAUUAUUACAUGGGAAACACUUUAAAAAGAAAUACAAUCAAUCUAUACAUGACAUUAUUCACAAUGCUGAAAGGCCAUUUUCAUGUUCACAAUGCAGGAGGUGUUUUAGCAAGAAAUCAAAUCUUGUGGAACAUCAGAGAACUCACACAGGGGAGAAGCCAUUUUCAUGUUCAGAAUGUGGUAAAUGUUUUGGCCAGAAAUCUGUUCUUGUUAAGCAUAAGAGAACUCACACAGGAGAGAAACCAUUUUUAUGUCCCGAUUGUGGAAAGUACUUUAGUCAGAAAUCAAAUCUAAUGGAACAUCAAAAAAUUCACACAGGAGAGAAACCAUAUUCAUGUUCACAAUGUGGGAAAUGUUUUAGCCAAAAAUCAGGUCUUGUUAAACAUCAAAUAAGAGUUCACUCAGGGGAGAAGCCAUUUUCAUGUCCUGAAUGUAGGAAAUGUUUUGGUCAGAAAUCCAAUUUUGUGGAACAUCUAAGAACUCACACAGGGGAGAAGCCUUUUUUAUGUUCGGAAUGCGGGAAAUGUUUUGGUCAGAAAUCAGUUCUUAUUAAUCAUCAAAGAGCUCACUCUGAGAAGCCAUUUUCAUGUUCAGAAUGUGGGAAAACUUUUAGUCAAAAAUCAAGUCUGGUUAAACAUCAUCUGAGAACUCACACAGGAGAGAAGCCAUUUUCAUGUCCUGAAUGUGGGAAAUGUUUUAGUCUAAAAGCAUUUCUUGUGGAACAUCUAAGAAUUCACACAGGUGAGAAGCCGUUUUCAUGUUCAGAAUGUGGAAAAUGUUUUGGGCAUAAAUCUGGCCUUGUUAAACAUCAGAGAAUUCACACAGGGGAGAAGCCAUUUUCUUGUUCAGUAUGUGAGAAAUGUUUUAGUCAGAAAUCAAGUCUUGUAGAACAUCUAAGAACUCACACAGGAGAGAAGCCGUUUUCAUGUUCAGAAUGUGGAAAGUAUUUUAGACAGAAAUCGGGUCUUGUUAAACAUCAUCUGAGAACACACAGAGGGGAGAAGCCAUUUUCAUGUCCUGAAUGUGGGAAAUAUUUUGGUCAGAAAUCAAAUCUUGUGGAACAUUUAAGAACUCACACAGGGGAGAAGCCAUUUCCAUGUUCAGAAUGUGGAAAAUGUUUUGGACAGAAAUCUGUUCUUGUUAAGCAUAAGAGAACUCACAGAGGAGAGAAACCAUUUUCAUGUCCGGAAUGUGGGAAAUCUUUUAGUCAAAAAUCAAAUCUUUCUGAACAUCAAAGAAUUCACACGGGUGAGAAGCCAUUUUCAUGUUUCGAAUGUGGAAAAUGUUUUAGACAGAAAUCAGGUGUUGUUAAACAUCAUCUGAGGACUCACAUCGGGGUGAAGCCAUUUUCAUGUCCUGAAUGUGGGAAAUGUUUUAGUCAGAAAGCAAAUCUUGUGGAACAUCUAAGAACUCACACAGGGGAGAAGCCAUUUUCGUGUUCAGAAUGUGGGAAAUGUUUUAGCUGCAAAUCAGGUCUUGCUAAACAUCUGAGAACUCACACAGGAAAUGUAAGAGCUGUUGAAGGUAUGGGGCUUCAUUGUUAGGCCUGCUGCCUAAGGAUGCCUUCUGAUGUAUAACUUAAGCUUUUGAGAACAUGUGCUGUAAGAGAACGAUGUUUUAACUGUUUUAUGACGCAAACAAAGCUGUUUGGAUUAUGAAUUAUAUGCAACACAGAAGAAGAGAGCAAAAAGUGGGUUAUCCCUAUUGUCUCAUUUACAUGUUAGUAUGGAGCAUGGUCACACUGAAGCAAAACUGCCUCCAUACUGAUCAGUAUUAUGGAUUGUAUGUUUUUUUUGUCUUGUGGUACAUUUCCCAUCAAUAUAAUCUUUGGAAUAACAGGCUUUGUUAACAUCAAAAACUUGGCCUAAUUCACAUGAUAAUUCAGAGAAAGUCUUUGGACAACAUAGGACCUAUUAGAUCUGGACAAAAAGAAAAUCGAGACAGGAGAGGUGUUAUAGUAGAAACGAA
Molecule: messenger RNA, 2484 nt
Organism: Bufo gargarizans (Asiatic toad)
Lineage: Eukaryota; Metazoa; Chordata; Amphibia; Anura; Bufonidae
Product: gastrula zinc finger protein XlCGF57.1-like
Exons: 5
Coding region: 84-2060 (658 amino acids)
Biological process (GO): regulation of transcription by RNA polymerase II
Cellular component (GO): nucleus
Molecular function (GO): RNA polymerase II cis-regulatory region sequence-specific DNA binding; DNA-binding transcription activator activity, RNA polymerase II-specific
Source: RefSeq, a predicted model, not a curated record